AUGUUUCUGUCUCUGUUAACAUCGAUUAUUUUUAUUCCACCAGUCUCUUUGGCAGGACCAUUCUGUUCUGCCUCUGGAAAAACUUCCCAUAGGGCUUCACCAGCACAGUCAGCUUACAGUCAGCCCUUGCCUAUUACCAUACCAGUGUAUGGACUUUACCACCUUUGGACUUAG
Molecule: messenger RNA, 174 nt
Organism: Fukomys damarensis (Damara mole-rat)
Lineage: Eukaryota; Metazoa; Chordata; Mammalia; Rodentia; Bathyergidae
Product: phosphatidylinositol N-acetylglucosaminyltransferase subunit Y-like
Exons: 1
Coding region: 1-174 (57 amino acids)
Source: RefSeq, a predicted model, not a curated record